Molecule: messenger RNA, 870 nt
Organism: Drosophila suzukii
Lineage: Eukaryota; Metazoa; Arthropoda; Insecta; Diptera; Drosophilidae
Product: abnormal spindle-like microcephaly-associated protein homolog
Molecular function (GO): protein binding
Source: RefSeq, a predicted model, not a curated record
CAGUACGUCAGUACAAUUUUAGAUCUCGAGCGAGCGAGUUCGGCCGGAACACACUGACCGAUACAACCGAUGAAAGCCGUAUUUGUUGGGAAGUAACGCGGACUCCGAUUGCCCAAGGAAAACCCAUUUUUUGUCGCAGUGCAGCAGAGGAUCAUGUACAUUUACCCGAGCUCCCCGGAAUCAGCAUCGUCCUUGCAGUCCGAAGAGAGUGCGGCCAUCAAGAUCCAGGCCGGAUUCCGUGGCUAUCGCGUGCGCAAAGAAAUCCACCGAUCCAGCAAGUCAGCGAAUCCUCGCCAAUCGAAUCCUCAUACCAGGAGAAGCCAACGCCAGCGUCCCAAGAACAACGCACUCAUGGAAAACCAGGCCAAUACGGGUAAACCCCACCCCACUGCCGACGAUCCGCAGGCCGAAAAUGGUGGCAAAUCCGUGGAGGAUCGCUGUGCCACCAAGAUUCAGGCAGGAUUCCGGGGAUUCCUGGUGCGGAAGAAGCAGAAAAUCGCCACCGAUGCCGCUGUGAAAAUUCAGGCUGGCUUUCGGGGAUUCAAAACACGCAAGGAGCUGAAACAAUGCGAACCCAUUGUGUAAUGCUCUUAUGCGUUGUUCCACAAUUCUGAUUUCUACUGUACAUACAAAUAUGUGUAUUCAAAACCUACCAUUUAGUUCAAUACGUGUCGUGUAAAUAGUUUAAUAUUAACUUAUAGCUUCCAGAAGAAUAAAAUACUCUUACUCAAGAAACCGCAAUCUUGAAAGACAACAUUAUCCAUUAACGAUAUGAAUUUGUUUGUGUUUUCCGUAGGCCUAUUUUUGGUAAACAGUGCUGUAUGUAUACGCUGCUAGUACAGUGAAUAAACAUUUCAUUUAUCGAACAUA